Messenger RNA from Caenorhabditis bovis, 642 nucleotides. The record is from the annotation of a GenBank genome assembly. Lineage: Eukaryota; Metazoa; Nematoda; Chromadorea; Rhabditida; Rhabditidae.
AUGAACUUUGAUUUCGUUUUGCAGGUGCUCCUAGUCGCCUUCUCCUCAACAGUCUCCGCUGGACGCAUUCGAAGAGCGCUCGAUGGUCUCGAAGGAACUGGCUUCGGAUUUGAUAAAAGAGCUCUCAAUUCACUUGACGGAACUGGAUUCGGAUUCGAUAAAAGAGCUCUUGAUGGGCUUGAGGGUACCGGAUUCGGUUUUGAGAAGAGAUCAUUGAACUCUUUGGAUGGAACUGGAUUCGGAUUCGAAAAGCGGGCUCUUGAUGGCCUUGAUGGCACCGGUUUCGGUUUCGAGAAAAGAUCGUUGAACUCCCUUGACGGAACUGGAUUCGGAUUUGAUAAGAGAGCGCUUAACAGCCUUGACGGAGCUGGAUUCGGAUUCGACAAGCGUGCUCUGGAUGGCCUUGAAGGAACCGGAUUCGGAUUUGAAAAGCGUGCUUUGAACUCUUUGGACGGAACUGGAUUCGGAUUCGACAAACGUGCUCUUGAUGGCCUCGAUGGCACUGGCUUCGGCUUUGACAAACGCUCCCUUAACUCCCUGGAUGGCACUGGCUUUGGAUUCGAGAAACGAAUGUUCAAGAAUCACGCCAACAAGCAUUUCAAAUCGGCGCUCAGAAAUGUGAAAGGAUUGAAGCAACAUUGA